ACAAGGAGUUCGACAGUGGAGGGCACCGGGGAAGAAUGACGGUUUUAAUCUUGAGGAUAUUUGUUUACUUGUAUCUGAGUGCAGGUGUGUGGAGUGUCCAUCAGAUCCAGUGGCUGCCUUGUUACUUCAUUGAUGAGCGUUUGUAUUUGAACAAGGACAACCACACAGAGACUCGGGUCAUCCCCAGAGAGGCUAUACUUCAGUUUGGUCAGAAAGGAGAUGCUCCUGUUAACCCAAACGCCAUCACUUUCCUGGUCACCAGAUCAAAGUUGGAUCUGCUGCAGUAUGUGGAGGGGGUGGAGGCAGAGCAGCUGAAGUGUGAGCUGCACAGAUACAGCACAGAGGGCGGUUAUGUCCGCUGGCCUGUCCUCGGUGCCCGGGAGUACAACCACUGGUUUACCUGCAUCCUCAGACACAGCAGGGGCCACUUCGCAGUCACUGGCUCCCUCAGACACCCCUCUGACCAGCCUCCCCCAGGGCAGCCAGACUACCACAACUGGUCUGUCAUUGCUGACAAAGAGGUACUCACCACCGCAGUCGCCAUGGUCAUCAAAACACAGACUCCCUCAGUUAAAGCACGCCUGAAGUCCCAGCAAAAGCUCCACUGCCAGUUUGAUGUUGACCACAAGGGUGCAAAGGUCACUGUAGAGUGGCAUAGGCACCGCCCUGGUGAGAGGACUGAGCUCUUCAGUUACAACAGGCGCACAGGACAGACUGAGGGGAGCGGUGUCGAACUACGUGCCCUUGCGGCUGGAGAUGCCUCCUACACCCUCGCCUCCACCACGAUGAUCAGUGAAGGGACCUACAUUUGUUCAGUGUCCGUGAAUCCACUGUUCGCCAAGGUGGAUAUAUAUCUGCAGAUUGAAGAGUCUCCCCAUGUCUCCCUCAAUGUUGGAACCACCCUGUUAUUGCAGGAGGGCAAGGACUUGAUGGUUAAGUGUGAGGCAAAUGGCUACUACCCUCGGGAUGUGGAGAUAAUUUGGUAUGAGGAGGAUCCAGGCACUCCACAUCCCAAGCCACUGAACCAUAGUGUUCUGUUCAGCCACAAAGUAAAUGGGGACAAGACCUUCUUGCUGUCAGGUGUUUUCUACCUCCGGGCUGCGGUCAGGGACUCUGGGAAAAAGUUCACAUGUAGCGUCUCGCAUCAGUCCCUGAAAGUGCCCAUCACAAAGAGCUUCACCCUGAUUGUGGAAGAGCCAACCAACUGGAUGUUGUACCUUGUUGUGGGCUCUGUUGUGAUCCUGCUGUUGUAUGUGAAGCGGCGCUACCUGCACUCAGUGUGGAGAAGGUUGGUGCAGGUAAGGUGAUAUAAAAACAAAAAACAAAAAAGGGAAUGUGAAGCACCUUGAGAUGACUGUUGUUUUGGUGCUGUACAAAUAAAAUGGAAUUGAAUUGAAUUGAAAGGAAGAAAGGAAGAGGUUGUGGCCACAGACUGAAUAAGAGAGGUGAGCUGCUAAAUGAGUCUUCCUUCAGAGUCUUCACAGAUACAUCGACGGACUGAGG
Messenger RNA from Pelmatolapia mariae (spotted tilapia), 1503 nucleotides. RefSeq names its product tapasin-like. The transcript is spliced from 7 exons. The record is from RefSeq and is a predicted model, not a curated record. NCBI's taxonomy places the organism in Eukaryota, Metazoa, Chordata, Actinopteri, Cichliformes, Cichlidae. Bases 36 to 1307 code for a protein of 423 amino acids.